AUGCCUUCCAAAACCCAGGCCGAUGUGAACCUCUGGUUCUUAUAUACCUGUCUUCAAAAGUCUGACUACAAGACGAUCGAUUUCAACGCCGUGGGAGAGGCGACCAGCCUGAACCCUCCUGCUGCUCGCAUGCGCUUUUCCCGUCUCAAGAAAGCAAUCGAAACUGGUACAACCAAUUCCAUCAUGUCCACUGAAAGGCCCUGUCAAUAUAUUGGCAUCGUUGGGAAGUCGAAACAACAGGGCAAACCUUGUCAGAGGAAAUCGAAAGGGAGCAUUGUUAAGAAAGAAAACCAGAUGCAGAAUUCGGGUUAUCCAAUAGAUAAACCAAUAAAGGCGAAUACAGAAAUGGGGAUGGAAUCCUAUCCGAUGAUCUAUGAUCAGCAAGGGAUAAGGCGGAGUUUCUCCAGUGGUCAACAUGAAGCAGACGAUGGAGAUACAGAUGACGAUAUUCCAUUGGCCACCAAACGGAAAGCAGCUCAAGAUAGGGAAGCCAACAAGAGGCAGAAGCAAAGGAGCGUCUCAUGUCCCGCGGGAAUCAAGGAUGAGCCGACUUCUAACGAUACAAACCAUGCUGAAACUCAUGGCUCGAACAAUACAGUUCCAAACGAAGAACUGAUAGCAUUGGACAGCAUACCCUCAAUAGACGCGUGUAAACAAAUCCCAUACAGCCACAGGUACACCACCACUAACAUGAGCAUGACGCUUGCUCCUCCGGUUCUUACCACGACCCUUCAGGACAUGACACCCAGGUACAUUUCAGCCUUCACCAACGCCGACAGCAACAACAGCAGCAGCAACAACAACAACAACAACAACAACAACAACAACAACAACAACAACAACAGCAACAACCACAACCAGUUUACGAGCAGAGCUCCACAACAACAUGGCUUUUCCUAUGACCCAUAUUGGAGUUCAUGGCCGUCCACAGUCUCCCAAAUGACCCAUCCGCGAGAUCCUUAUGCUUCCCGAUCCCUAUCAGCCCGUACAUCCGGCUACGUCCGCUCCCCCGCCAUUGGCCAAAAUAGCUCCAUUCCCCCUUGGACAAAAUACCGGAUUCCGAACAUCACCAUCACCGACACGGAUCCAUACGGGGUACGCAAUCCGCUGUGCCCUGGCAGCACCAAUGCGCUGGACAAGGUCCAUAUGGCCAUUAAUGAAGCACUCUUCAGUCCGGGCUCUAAGGCGUUUGACCGCAGCUAUGCCGGCACCAUAGAGACAAACGAUGUUUCCAGACGACUAGAUAACGACUGGGGUGGUGAUAGUGGGGGGAAUUAGAUUCUGAAUCUUUGGGAGUUUACCCCGUCUUCUUGUUCUGCUGCCUUGUUUUAAGUGACUGUUGCGAUUUGUUGCAAUUUUUCUUUCCUUCUUCCAAUUAUAGGGUGAGAGGUUAACCGAAACUUGGAAGGCGUUGCAACCCCGGAUUUGUAAGGAGUAGAUGGAGCGAACGUGAAGAAAGAGGAAAAGAAUAAUUAUUUCCAGCCGAAAUAAUCUUAUAGCUCUAGUCCUCGUGCUUGGGGCUUCGAAAAGCUCUUGUCAUUUUUCGCUAAGCCAGUCAGUCAAGGGACGGAGAAUGAGACUCCUAGCUUCCUCAUUCUCAUGGAUUGAUCGCGCUUUGAUCUCCCAAGCAUGGAACUCCUUUUGUCAAAUGUUCACAGGCAUCGCGUGUAAAAUUUCCAAUUGAGAUACAAAUGGCGCAUGGUAAUGGCACCGUUAGUACGUUCAUCUUUUCAAUGGGACUCAUUCCCAGAGGUCCUGUCCUAAGCACCUCUUCCAAAUUACAGGUAUCAUUAUCCAUAAUUCUCCCAUAACUGGCAAACACUUCUGUCGGCACUUGAGGUCUCAUUAGCCUUGAAGUAGGGUUUAAUGAUUCAGGCUUACUUAGUGAUACAUGCGUCCCAGUUUGCAAUGGAUAAACCCAACUCUCUUUGCAAUGAUGCAUUGGAUUGUUGACGCGCCUGCAGGAAUGGCUAGGUGAUGUACUCUUUUAUCCAAGAGAUUGUGUAUUCGGUCCGGGGCACUAGCUAUGGAGGAAUCCAAUGGGAGCUAAACAUAAAUAAAUGAACAGAAACACAAGGCAGUCACUGUUCAGUCCAGAUUGAGAUUGUGGAAAUAGAUACAAAAAUAAUUAUUUGAUCAAUCACCUUGCACAGCACAUGGGAUCCUUGUCCACCCUAAAUAUAAGUUAAAAACAAAGACGCAAAGCCGGGC
Blastomyces gilchristii SLH14081 is the source of this 2211-nucleotide messenger RNA. RefSeq lists its product as uncharacterized. The coding region runs from base 1 to 1278 and encodes 425 amino acids. The record is from RefSeq and is a predicted model, not a curated record. The transcript has 2 exons. NCBI's taxonomy places the organism in Eukaryota, Fungi, Ascomycota, Eurotiomycetes, Onygenales, Ajellomycetaceae.